This is a messenger RNA of Medicago truncatula (barrel medic), 1113 nucleotides long. Its product is annotated as transcription initiation factor TFIID subunit 11. Gene Ontology annotation, biological process: RNA polymerase II preinitiation complex assembly; transcription initiation at RNA polymerase II promoter. The transcript has 4 exons. Gene Ontology annotation, cellular component: nucleus; transcription factor TFIID complex. Gene Ontology annotation, molecular function: RNA polymerase II general transcription initiation factor activity; protein heterodimerization activity. Lineage: Eukaryota; Viridiplantae; Streptophyta; Magnoliopsida; Fabales; Fabaceae. The record is from RefSeq and is a predicted model, not a curated record. The coding region runs from base 91 to 702 and encodes 203 amino acids.
AAUGAAUGUUUGUAAAGUAGAAUUUGACUACUACACACAACUUCGAAUUCUACAGUAUACUGAAUCAGUUUUGGUAUUGGUUUGAAGAGAAUGAAGCAAUCAAAGGAUCCAUUCGAAGCAGCAUUCGAAGAAUCACCACCAGAAUCCCCAAUUGAAACCGAACCAGACCCAGAUGCAUCCACAGAAAACCCUAAUUCCACCAAUUCAUCUCUUCCACAAUCCACUCUCACUCAUGAAGAAGAACACAAUCACAUCAAAACCCCAAACUCCAAUAACACAAUCACCAAGCAUAAAGAUGAAGAAGAUGAUGAAGAAGAAGAUAAUAUGGAUGUUGAACUUGCUAAGUUUCCUACUGCUGGUGACCCUCAUAAAAUGGCUAAGAUGCAGGCUAUUUUGUCACAGUUUACUGAAGAACAAAUGAGUAGAUAUGAGUCAUUUCGUAGAGCUGGAUUCCAGAAAGCUAAUAUGAAGCGGUUAUUAACAAGCAUCACUGGGACCCAGAAAAUCUCGAUUCCAAUUACGAUUGCAGUAUCGGGGAUUGCAAAAGUGUUCGUGGGUGAAGUUGUGGAAACAGCUAGAACAAUUAUGAAAGAGAGGAAGGAAACUGGACCAAUUCGGCCCUGCCAUCUGAGAGAAGCACAUAGACGACUAAAGCUUGAAGGAAAAAUCUUUAAAAGAACAACCUCGAGGCUCUUUCGGUAAUGGAGCAAAUAUGAUUUUUGGGAUCAUAUGAUUUGCUUGCAACAGUGACUUGCAGGCAUGAAAAGCAUUUAAUCCAAACGUCCAGCUUUUCGAAUCAUCAGGAAAGAGUGAAUCAAUGUUGGUAUCCAUUACUACAAAAUAAAAUGUGUAAUAGACUUGAGCAACAUUUUUUCUUUUUAGUUGUGUAAAAUAUCAUUAGUUAAUGUUUUUAUUGUAUUAUAAUUUACUACCUGUCACCAUCAACUAGCAACAAGUUCUUACAAGCAUAUUUGGUGUUUUAGAAUAGAAAAUCACUGUGCAAGGGUUAAAAGGAGUGUAUCCUUAUUUAUGCUUAGUUCAUCAAAGGGAGUAAUUUGUCUGAAUAUUUGCUUCUAAAAUAGUUAGAUGGAUACCAAGUCCUGCGCUUCUAAA